Camellia sinensis is the source of this 1453-nucleotide messenger RNA. RefSeq names its product F-box/LRR-repeat protein At3g48880. Lineage: Eukaryota; Viridiplantae; Streptophyta; Magnoliopsida; Ericales; Theaceae. The record is from RefSeq and is a predicted model, not a curated record.
CAAGUGCAUUCUUAUCCUUAUCCUUAAAUUUAACUUCAAUUUAUUUUUAAUUUUUUUUUUAAAUUUAAAAAUUAUUUAUUUUUUUCCUUCUGUCGGCUACUUUCUCAAUAAAUAUAAAGAACCAAACAUGGUAGGAAAAGUCCAGGUCAUUGCCCCCACCAAACCCCCAACACUUCACUUCUAUUUUGUCCUUUUACUUCCCAAGGUAACCCUUUAAAUCCCCAAAAACUCAAACUUCUAACCCUGCAAACCUCAAAACAGUCCAAAAACAAAAAAAAAAACAAUCCCAAAAUGAAGAAUCAAAAGCAGAAAAAACAGAAACAGAAACAGAACCAGAACCAGAACCCAUCAUGGCAAGACCUCAACCCCUUCAUACUAUCAAAAAUAUUUUCUUUUCUAAGCCCCCAUGACCAGUUAUUUGGUCCACCUUAUGUCUGUCACUCAUGGCUCUCAUCAACCUUACACACCAUCUUCAAAAACUCCAUCCUCGAUCUCCGGUUAAUCGACACCCUUGAUCAAGAAAACCAAAGGCUGAGAUUCACCCACCUCCUCAAACUAGCCUUAAACCACUACCAUGGUUGGGUUUCAAUCCAAUUCCCUUCUAAACACAAGUUUGGAUACUUUGGCACUGUCUACAUAGCAGAGAACACUCCCAACAUCACAAGUGUUGCUCUCUCCUCUGAAGCCUCAGUGAAUAUGGCUCCAAUCUUUAUCUCUCUCCUUUACUGGCAAAAACUGAAAAUAUUUGAGGCAAGGAUGAGCCCUGAUGUGGGUUAUUUGGUAAUUUCACAGUUGGUUGAUUGGUGCAAGAACAUGACAGAGAUUAGGCUUCAUGGAAGUGUGUUGAUGGAGAGAGAAGUGACUUGUUUGGUUGAUGGGCUUUCCGGGUUGAAGAUUUUGGAUCUGUGUGAAUCUACAUUGUCUUGUUCUGCCAUUGGGAUUGUGUUAGAUGGGAGAUUGAAGUGUGUGAAGGAGAUAAAUUUAUUGCAUUGUAAAUUUGUGGAUGACAAAGGUGAGGAUGCUCGAGCGGACUAUUUGGUAUUCAAGGCAUUUAGGGAUGAGGUGGUUGAGAAAGCUAGUGGGAUCAAGAGUUUGAAGAAGUUUGUCCAUUGUCUAAAGGGAACUUGUUUGCAUUGCAAGGAUAAGGCUUCGGGGAAUAAAUGAGUUAUCGGAGUAAAUUAUUAUUCUGUAGUAGUGCCGAAAAAGCGGGUGGAUAAGCCAGCCGACUUUUUUGUCUGUUCUACUUUUGUUAUGAUUAGUGUUUUUAUUGAUAUGGAAAUAUUGUGUCACCGUGUUAAGUUAGGACUCCAAAAUUAUCAUCUUCAUUCUUGAUUUAGAAUUGUAAUUUUCCAUGUCCCCUUGUGUGGACAGGGGUCGCUGCUGUGAGCCCCUCGCUGCUGUCCUGCAGUGGCGGAUGAAACGCAACGUUUUAGUUUUGUUAUGCUUUUUAUUU